Lytechinus pictus (painted urchin) is the source of this 2955-nucleotide messenger RNA. RefSeq lists its product as uncharacterized. Bases 132 to 557 code for a protein of 141 amino acids. The record is from RefSeq and is a predicted model, not a curated record. The transcript has 5 exons. Gene Ontology annotation, molecular function: signaling adaptor activity. Lineage: Eukaryota; Metazoa; Echinodermata; Echinoidea; Temnopleuroida; Toxopneustidae.
CACCAGAGGUGAAGGCGAGACUUAGGGAUCCAAAUGUCGCCCGUCCGUCACAAACCUUAUGACACAUAACUCCACAACCGUAAGUCGCUUUUCAACCAAACUUGGAUGGUAGAUGGACUUGGGGGACCUGCAUGUUAUGCUGCAGUCAGAGGUCACAUGGUAUGGUCAAAGGUCAUUUUCAGGUCAACGUUAAAGUUUACAUGCAAGACUCUCUUCUGACACCAAACUCUGCAACCGGCUAUGAGAAGAGAUGGAUGGUGUUGUUAGGAAAUGAGAUUCAUAUUUAUACAACAAAAAUUCCUCAGAGAGAACAAGGUUCUGCAAAGCCCAUUCAACAUUACCCUCUUCAUCCAAGCAUUUCAAUUACUGUGGAUAAUGAUUUCAAGAUGCAUAUUAAAUGUGAACUUUGGACCAUCAGAGCACAGGCUACAUCUAAUGAAGAGAGGGAGAACUGGCGGAUACGAAUUCUUACAAUUGCAAGGGCAAUUGUUGGUCCUGAAAGGGACCAUCCAAACUCAACGUUUCGACAAGUGUUUUUUUUUUCUUCAAGAGUCUGAGACUGGGGUAUGUGCUGCAAAUAGGCCUAGCUGCAAACCACUGCAAGUGGACCGAGAUGGGUUAGAGCAUAGAGCUAUUACAGAAGGAGGUCUGACUCUCUCGAACGCUUUGCCCCAUGCGCGGCACAGCUAAUCCCCUCACAGCAGGGUGGUCCAUCAUGGCACUUUCACACUUACAGGCGCAGACCGCUCCUAAAUCAGCCCUAAAUCAGAUGGGGAAAGUUGAUCGAAUGCAAUUUAAAACGCUGAUAUUCAGACCCAAUAGAUGAUAUUAACAUGAAUAAAUUUUACAGAUCAUAAUCAACGAAAUAUCGUAAAAGAAGAUCUAUCUCUUCAAAUGCAUCAAUUCUAAUAUUUUUCUGAAACAGUCUGGAGCUGAGGCAUGUACGGUGUGAAUCAGCUGAACGCGUGAGCUUGGAGCUCUGGCAUGUACUCACCUUCAACUUAUACAUGGGGCACCGGAGGAUACUGGACAAUGCAGCAAUCGCUUUAGAAAUGCCCCGUAGAUUCGUCGUUAUAUUUUCAAGGCGCACACAAUCGAACAAAUGAUCUUAGCAUUGAAAUCAAGUUUGAAUUAUGCUUUUUCCCGUCAUUGUAAUUUCUAAGACAGGAGCGUACAGGUAAAGGUUCUAAUAAAGCAAGAAAGAUAGACAUACAUAAAUGACUAACAUCCAAUUUCUAACAUCUAAUUUUGUUCGUACUGUGGCUGGGUUGAAUCAGAUUGUAACAUAUUUGGUAUGUACUCAAAGGGGAUCAUCUCAGAAUUUUAACCAUACAUCAAAGACGUAUAUCAGGAAUCCGUACGAAGAGAUAUGGAUGUUGGAAGAACAGCAAGUCGUGUUUCGAUUUUGAAAAAAAACAGAGCUCGAAGGGAAGUUAUGUGGAAGAACGUUGUUUACGGCGGUGCCUCGCAGGGACCUUCAAAAAAUCACUGACCUCAGAUUUUACGACCGGGCUUAUCGCGUUACGUAAGCGGGCUCUUACUUUCGCCUGGCGGCUCGUCGAUUGAUGUUAGAUAUCGUUCCUUCGCCAGAAGGAAGCGAUAACAAAGGAUUAACAGAGGAAUUGGAAGAAAGGUCUCCUGUGUUUUAUAGCUCCAUGGUUAGAGGUUGGGUUUGCUUAAUACACAGAUGGAUAGGUGGUCCGGGGGUCCUGGCCGCCCGUCUUAGUCCAGCCUGAGACUAUGCCUAUUGAAGUGGUCUCGGGUAGGUUCGUUUUAAAGGAGGCCUGUGGUCAGAUGUGUUUAGAACAUUCUGUUUUCUUUCCUACCUGAGGCAGGUCCCAGGGGAGGGGGGGGGGGGUCUAAGAAAACCCUCUGUACUAGGGGAAAGCAAGCAAGGAGCUCUUUGAAACAACACUUAUCAUUGAUCUGUCCAUGGACCAUCUCUUUCAAGGAUUCAAUUAUUUGUAGAAUACAGUUAAAGAACCUUGAGCCAUGGUACAUGUUUACCUAAGAGCGUUAUCCAACACCAGCCAGACUUUGUAUACAUUUGUACUGUAUGGGAAUCACUGGAUCCCCCUAGUAUGCUAUGCAGACUCUGAAAGGCUUGUGAGGUGAGAUCUCAGCGUGCGAAGCAAACCAGCCAUGUCAAACUUUUAUAUUUCGGGAAAUAGAUUUCUUUGAUUUUGGGAAAAUUCCUCAAACAGAUAUCAUGCAUGAAAUGUAUAAAAAGAAAAAGACAAAAGAAAGAAAGCAUAAGAUUUGGUUAGUUUGGACCUGGCUGAUAAGUCUCUGUACAGUACAUGGGAUAUGGUUCAAAUGCCAUUGUUCCAAGGUUUUAUUUUGUAUAGCUUUACAUUUAUUAAGUCAAGCUAGAUCCAUCCAUUGCAAAGACUGGGUAGGAAAUUACUUUGAUUAUCUAGGGGCUAUUCUCAUUGGAGUGAUCGCUGAAUUUUUUGGGGGCUAUUUCUUGUUUGAAGGGCUAGACUCGUUUUGCGCAACAAGCAAUUAUGUGGUAUCAUUCUGCUGGAUGUGGAAUAAUGAUUUUGUUAAUGUUCUGUAAUAUUGUUUUGCGACAGAUCUUGGGAUGAUGAAAAUUAAGUGGUUGCCUGAAAGCAAUCUAUCUAGAGAAUUUUAGGGGCCUUCUGGCGGAAUUUCAGGAGUCAUUUGGGAAAUAUUAGGGGUGAUUUGGGCUGUGUGAAAUCGCCUCUCACCCUACACUGCAUUGCGGAGGCAACACUAAAUUCAUAUUUCAUGUAUAGAACACAUCUUGUAUUGACAUGCAUAACAAUAGUCUGCACUGCUGAUAUUUAUAAAAGCAGUGAAGUGUGAUAACGAAUAAAAGAAGAGGCAUGCAUAUUGUCUAGCACUGAUAUGAAUGCAAUAUGGCAAUAAAAGAAAAUAUGGGCAAAACUCCAUAUUGUGUUACUGUAAUUUUAUGUAAAUGUUUAUUACAUA